Messenger RNA from Anisakis simplex (herring worm), 645 nucleotides. Lineage: Eukaryota; Metazoa; Nematoda; Chromadorea; Rhabditida; Anisakidae. The record is from the annotation of a GenBank genome assembly.
AUGCAGAACGUUUUUUUCAUCAUUUUCUACGAAAAAAAUCUUCUUAAGAAUGGAAUUCACAGAACUUUGCAAUGUUUCAGCUUGAUGGCCACAAAAAGAACACUGAAAUUCGUGACGGGCAAUGCAAAUAAACUAAGAGAAGUGCGUGCUAUCUUGUCACCGCACAUCGAGGUCGAGAGUGUGGAUCUAGAUCUAGCAGAAUAUCAAGGCGAGCCAGAUGAAAUCGCACGUAAGAAAUGUGCAGAUGCAGCUAAACAGCUGCAAUCUGAAGUUAUCGUCGAGGAUACGUGUCUCUGCUUCAAUGCACUCGGCGGUUUACCUGGACCUUACAUUAAAUGGUUUCUGAAAAAUCUGCGACCAGAAGGUCUUCAUAAGCUAUUGAGUGGAUUCGAUGAUAAAACUGCGUAUGCGCUAUGUACAUUCGCGCUUUGUGAGGGUCCAGACAAACCCGUUCUUCUUUUCAGAGGACGAACUGAUGGAUGCAUAGUAGAACCACGAGGCGAGAAUCAUUUCGGAUGGGAUCCUUGCUUUCAACCGGAUGGAUUUGAUGAGACUUAUGCUCAAAUGAAACCGGAUCUCAAGAAUAGCAUCAGUCAUCGAGGAAAAGCACUCGCACUGCUUAAAAAGCACUUCAUUUCUGAAUAA